Asparagus officinalis (garden asparagus) is the source of this 2427-nucleotide messenger RNA. Its product is annotated as katanin p60 ATPase-containing subunit A1-like. The coding region runs from base 603 to 2150 and encodes 515 amino acids. Gene Ontology annotation, cellular component: microtubule cytoskeleton. The transcript is spliced from 8 exons. Gene Ontology annotation, biological process: microtubule severing. Lineage: Eukaryota; Viridiplantae; Streptophyta; Magnoliopsida; Asparagales; Asparagaceae. Gene Ontology annotation, molecular function: microtubule severing ATPase activity; ATP hydrolysis activity; ATP binding. The record is from RefSeq and is a predicted model, not a curated record.
CUGAAGCUCGCGAGGGAGUACGCGAUGGAGGGGCUCUACGACACCUCCAUCAUCUUCUUCGAUGGCGCCAUUGCUCAGAUCAACAAAUAAAUUGCAGGUUUUUAUCUCUGACGACUGUGUUAGGACUGCCCAAAUCAUUCACCUAGGAGGAAAAAGAACCAUAAGUAUCCUCUGUUACGCAAACGGAAAAAAUCUCCACACAGAUAUUCUCAUACGACAUUUGGAAUGGAUUAGCAUGUGACUGUCAUAUUAGAAUAUCCAGGUUAAAAUUUUCACCUUUGCAGAAUAGAGGACGCACACGUGCCAAUUUUAAACAACUUACGCUAUAUAAGUGCCGCAAAAAACAAGUGAGGGUAUACAAGUGCAAAGGAAGUGGGUAUUUAGCUGCUAUUUAGCCUCGAGGACAAAUUUGUCAUUGAUGUCAUGGGGCUAUUUUCGUCAUAUCGGGGCUCCAUCCGAUCGGGAGGUUUAAACGUCAGUGUGCAGCCCGUAUCCGCCGCAGUCGACCUAAAAUCUCUCACCGACGAGCCCAAAUAGCUUUGGCCGAGAUCUCCAGAGAACCUAGAAACCCUAACCCUAGCUCUUCACAAACCCUAGCGGCGAUGGCGGGAGCCCUAACCGGCCUCCAAGAUCACCUGAAGCUCGCGAGGGAGUACGCGAUGGAGGGGCUCUACGACACCUCCAUCAUCUUCUUCGAUGGCGCCAUUGCUCAGAUCAACAAGCACAUGAGCACUCUAGAUGAUGCCAUAAUUCGUUCAAAAUGGAUGAACUGCAAAAAGGCUAUUUCCGAGGAAGUAGAGAUUGUGAAACAAUUGGAUGCUGAAAUAAGGGCCUUUAAGAAUGCUCCAGGGAGCAGGCGGGCAUCAUCACCCCCUAUUCGAACGAAACCCUUUGUUUUCGAACCAUUGGAUGAAUACCCAACAUCAUCAAGCGCCCCGUUUGAUGAUCCUGAUGUUUGGAGACCACCAAGCCGAGACACAAGUAAAAGAACCACAAGAGCUGGUCAGUCUAAUACAAGAAAGUCAGAUGCAACUUGGGCCCGUGGUUCAACUAAAGCAGGUGCAGCUGGUCGUGGGGCAAAAGCUAGUGCAAGCAAAGGAAGCUCAAGUGUCAGAUCAUCAACUGCCUCCAGUGUUGGAGGAAAGAAAGGAAAAUCAAAUUCUAAUAAGGCAGAUUCACAGAAUGGCGACACAGAUGAUGGACCAACAAAGGGACAGUAUGAAGGACCAGAUGCAGAUUUGGCUGCAAUGCUGGAAAGAGAUGUCUUGGAGACUAGUCCUGGGGUCAGGUGGGAUGAUGUUGCAGGGCUUAAUGAAGCAAAAAGACUCCUAGAAGAAGCCGUGGUUCUUCCUCUAUGGAUGCCCGAGUAUUUUCAGGGAAUUCGUCGUCCUUGGAAAGGUGUUCUUAUGUUUGGUCCACCUGGUACUGGAAAGACGCUCCUGGCUAAGGCUGUAGCUACUGAAUGCGGAACAACAUUCUUCAAUGUUUCUUCAGCUACUUUGGCUUCAAAAUGGCGUGGGGAGAGUGAACGCAUGGUUCGGUGUCUGUUUGAUCUUGCAAGAGCUUAUGCUCCAAGUACCAUAUUCAUUGAUGAGAUUGAUUCUCUCUGCAAUGCUCGAGGGGCUUCAGGAGAGCAUGAGUCAUCGAGAAGGGUGAAGUCUGAGCUUCUAGUACAGGUGGAUGGUGUCAACAACAGCUCCACUGGUGAUGACGGUGCGCGGAAAAUAGUUAUGGUCUUGGCAGCUACCAACUUUCCAUGGGAUAUUGAUGAGGCACUUAGGAGGAGGCUGGAAAAGCGUAUAUAUAUACCUCUGCCAAAUUUUGAGAGUCGUAAAGAGCUUAUCAAGAUCAAUUUAAGAACUGUGGAGGUGGCUCAAGAUGUAAAUAUCGAUGAUGUGGCUCGGAGGACAGAGGGUUACAGUGGAGACGAUCUCACAAACGUGUGUCGUGAUGCUUCAUUGAACGGAAUGAGACGCAAAAUUGCAGGAAAGACGAGGGAUGAGAUAAAGAGCAUGGCUAAGGAUGAUAUCUCCAAGGAUCCUGUUGCAAUGUGCGAUUUCGAAGAAGCUCUGAAGAAAGUCCAGAGAAGUGUUUCGACUGCAGAUAUCCAACGCCAUGAGAAGUGGUUCCGAGAGUUCGGUUCAGCUUAAAAUGUUGCAGCAAACAUCAGAUUUAACGUGAUCCUUUGUGCGAUCCUUUAUUACGUCUGUUGUAUUGUUUGAGAGUGUUUCAUUGCAAUGUAAAUGUUUUGUUGUCGGCAAGAAUUUGUGACAGAACUUCUUGUAUUCUAAAAGAGAGUACGAAGGUUCUUCUUCUGAACCGUUCGAAAUAAUUUAUAAACAUAGGUGUGCAUUUUUAAGGACCAGGAAUUAUUGCCAAGUAUUCAUUAUUCAACUGCUAUGUGGAAACCGAAAAACUAUUCUGAUC